Messenger RNA from Melospiza georgiana, 790 nucleotides. RefSeq names its product charged multivesicular body protein 2A (gene CHMP2A). Lineage: Eukaryota; Metazoa; Chordata; Aves; Passeriformes; Passerellidae. Gene Ontology annotation, cellular component: multivesicular body; ESCRT III complex. The transcript is spliced from 5 exons. The record is from RefSeq and is a predicted model, not a curated record. Bases 16 to 684 code for a protein of 222 amino acids. Gene Ontology annotation, biological process: endosome transport via multivesicular body sorting pathway; protein transport; late endosome to vacuole transport.
GUCCCCAGGUGUCCCAUGGAGCUGCUGUUCGGGCGCAGGCGCUCCCCGGAGGAGCUGCUCCGGCAGAACCAGCGCGCCCUGGCCCGCGCCGUGCGGGAGCUGGAGCGGGAGCGGCAGAAGCUCGAGGCGCAGGAGAAGAAAAUCAUCGUGGACAUCAAGAAAAUGGCCAAGCAGGGCCAGAUGGACGCCGUGCGGGUGCUGGCCAAGGACCUGGUGCGCACGCGGCGCUACGAGCGCAAGUUCAUGGCCAUGCGUGCCAACGUGCAGGGGGUGGCGCUGCGGGUGCAGACGCUGCGGUCGCACAGCGCCAUGGCCACCGCCAUGCGGGGCGUGACGCGGGCCAUGGCCACCAUGAACCGGCAGCUGAAGCUGCCGCAGAUCCAGCGCAUCCUGCAGGAGUUCCAGAAGCAGUCGGAGCUGAUGGACAUGAAGGAGGAGCUGAUGAACGACGCCAUCGACGACGCCCUCGGGGACGAGGACGACGAGGACGAGAGUGACGCCGUGGUGUCGCAGGUCCUGGACGAGCUGGGGCUGAACCUGACCGAGGAGCUGGCCACGCUGCCGGCCCCCGGGGGCUCGCUGGCGGCGGGGGAGGGGCGCGGGGGGGCCGAGGGAGCCGCGGCCGCUUUGGCCGACGCCGACGCCGACCUGGAGGAGCGGCUCAAGAACCUCCGGAGGGACUGAGAGCGGGGAUUUGGCAUUUUCUGGCACUUUCUGGGAUUUUGGGACUUUCUGGGAUUUUUCCCUUUUUUUCCCCGAUUUUUCUGGGAUUUUUCCCGUUUUUUUCCCG